This is a messenger RNA of Dendronephthya gigantea, 2377 nucleotides long. RefSeq names its product transient receptor potential cation channel subfamily V member 3-like. Bases 170 to 2359 code for a protein of 729 amino acids. The transcript has 7 exons. Gene Ontology annotation, biological process: calcium ion import across plasma membrane. The record is from RefSeq and is a predicted model, not a curated record. Gene Ontology annotation, cellular component: membrane. Gene Ontology annotation, molecular function: calcium channel activity; protein binding. NCBI's taxonomy places the organism in Eukaryota, Metazoa, Cnidaria, Anthozoa, Malacalcyonacea, Nephtheidae.
GUAAACCAGGACAUAACGAAAGACACAGUGUAAUCGAGAAAUUCUGCGAGAAUUGAUAUGUUAUUGAAUACUGCCGUAAACUUCAACAAUGUUUUUAUCAGCUCAAGUUAAAGAAUCUCAAGUUUAAGUCGACGAAUGAUAUAAAAGAAGAGGCAAAGACGGCCAAAUUAUGAAUAACGAAGAUAAACCGACGAGAAGAUUAAGUCGUUACAACACUCGACGCUCUUCAAUUGGCAAUGUCCAUAAGCCUUAUGAACACUUGUUGCUUAAAGAGUUGCCAGGGGCGAAAAGGUCUAAUGCUGCUAUGCACGCAGUUCUGGAAAGUGCGCUAGAAGAUAACAUGAACGACAGUAUACAUGAAGCACAGAAAGUUCGUAACCACGCUCUUAUCCACUAUCUUGCAUCAUUGGCAAACUCUAAUAAUAAUGACGAUAUCUUCGAUUUUGAUUUCGUGCAAUCAUUGAUUGAAAAUGGUGCAGAUGUAAAUAGCACCGAUAAAAGUGGACAAAGUAUUUUCCAUGAAGUGGCACGUUCUUGGAAUUUGGAUGUGGCUUUGUUUCUGCUGGAACACGGUGCUGACUUGAACCAGCAAGAUAAAUUUGGACGCUCGCCGCUUCACGUAGCGGCUGCAGUAGAUUAUUCAGACAUGGUUCGUUUCUUAGUGAAACAUGGUGCUAACAUCAAUAUAACCACUUACGGCGAAGAACAAAUGCCGAUACACUUUGCUGCUAAGAAUGAUGCGUGCAAAUCUCUCAAGAUGUUGCUAGGAUACGGAGCAAAUAUUGAUUCACGCGACAGUAAGAACAGAACUCCGCUACAGGUCGCUGCAGAAAUGAACCGUGCAAAGUCAGCAAAAUUACUAGUCCAACAUGGCGCCCCAGCAGGUGUUCAUGACAACAUGGGUAAUUCUGCUUUAUCACUCCUGAUUGAAAAACUGCCAGAUGUGGCCAUUGAGGCUCUCGAUCAAUUUCAUUCUGUCAGUUCAAUCAACCGCAAAGAAUUUUUCUUCUUGAACUAUUUGGAAGGAAAUCGCUUGCAAGACCCGAAAUCCCCAGCUUAUUCAGCUCUAGAGAUUGCUGUUCAGAACCAGGAAUUUGAUAUCAUACUUCAUCCAGUCAUGAAACGACUCAUUGAUGUUAAGUGGCAGCAAUUUGGCCGCAACGGGGCCGUGAGUAAUCUGGGACUGAACUUACUUUAUGCCAUACUGUGGACGAUACUUGGUGUGACGUCAACGACGAACGGAGAUGAACUGUACCUCCCGUGGUCGCGCAAGGCAUGGAGACUUGUUCUCUCUGGAGUUGUAUGUCUUAUGACAAUAGACGAAGUACGCAGGCAAAUAACAGGAACACUAAAAACCAGGAACCGUCAGAAGAAAUGGAUCUCCUGGAGAGCUUCUGAACUUGAAGAAGAUUUGUCAUUUUGUCAUCCUCGUUGGCCGCAGGAGGAACUUUACCUGAAAUCUGAAAUAAAAGCUAUUCGAGACACCCCAUUGAUCUCUUCCGGUGAUUCCUGGAUAUAUUUUGAUUGGUUUUCCUUGAUCCUAAUUCUCGGAACUAUUGCCAGUCACUUGGUCUUCGUGAACAUCGACAGUUCUUUAUCGCAAGUAGUUCAUGCACGUAUCAUUACCGUGCUCUUGCUUGUUUUAUGGCUGCGAAUAAUGCAAUAUGCAAGACCGUUUGAAGGUGCUGGGCCAUUUGUUGCGAUCUUCGGCCAUAUUAUUAAUGACAUAGUGAACUGGGGCAUUUUGACGUUGCUUAUUACAAUUCCUUACGCAUGCGCAUUUUGGAUUACCUUCGGAGAUGUGUCGCGAAAUCCAGUUGAAAGUUACAGCGACGUAUCGUCACUCCUCUAUGAGCUGUUUUCAAUGAUUGUGGUAAAUGAUCAUGAUUUUGAGGCACUACAAGCCGCUGAUGCUAUGAUGGCUCGAUUACUUUGUGGUAGCUAUAUAGCUUUAAUGGCGAUUAUCAAUUUGAACAUCCUCAUUGCGCUAUUAUCAGAUACGUUCACACGCGUCUAUGGAAACGCCGUUGCUAAUGCGGUAAUGCAACGAGCGAAAACUAUUCUUUUCCUAGAGAAAUCGUUGUCAAGAAAACGAAAACGCAGCUAUGAAGAAUUCAUUAAGAAUUUUGGAAGUCCAGAAUCGGUUGAUCUUGCGCGAGAUAUUUCAGCAAAUACCGACCGAGAUGAACAGAAAGCAGCGUAUAUGCUGAGGGAGAGCGUGCAAGAAAUUCAUAAUUUAAUCCAUGAAAGAUUCGGAAAGCAGUAUGGAGAAGGGAAGAAAUGGCUGGAAAUUAGAUCACAUAAAAGAGAGUCUGGAGAAAGUCCACGAAGGCAGUGUUCCAGGAAAGUGUGGCUGUAAAGGGGUAAAGCGAAAGGU